AUGGGCUACGAAUACCUCGUAUUUCUACUAGUAUCUUUCUUUCUCUGUCAACUUGCUUUUUCUUCAUCCGUAACUCAUCUGUGCUCUAGAGAUGAAAGCAUUUCUCUUCUAAAAUUCAAGAAUACGCUUACUGUAGAUCCCUCAGCCUCUUAUUAUUGGGGUUAUCACUAUGGUCCGCAGUCUUAUCCAAAAACAAGGUCUUGGAACAUGAGCAGAGAUUGUUGCUCAUGGGAUGGUGUUGUAUGCGAUGAUUUUACUGGCCAUGUCAUUGAACUUGACCUUGGUUGCAGCCAACUUGAAGGGAAGAUUGAUUCGAAUAGCAGCCUAUUCCAGCUCUCUCAUCUCCGAAUGCUCAACCUUUCUUGGAAUAACUUCUCUAAUUCUCACAUCUCGCCCGAAUUUGAUAGUAACUCCCUGAAUGGAGCAAUACCAUCCUGGGUAUUCUCCCUCCCAUCACUUACUGAAUUAAGCUUGAGUAAUAACCACUUUUCUGGUCAGCUUGAGGAUUUCAACUCCAAUACAUUAGAAUGGAUUUUUUUAGAGCACAACCAGUUGCAAGGUCCUCUUCCCAGGUCACUUCAGAACCUUGUGAAUCUAAUAGAACUUGAUCUUUCAUAUAACAAUUUUAGUGGCAAUGUAGAUGUCAGCUUCUUUUCAAAUCUCAAACAACUUAGAAGUCUGUCUCUUUCAUAUAAUAGUAUUUCUCUAACCAAUGAGAAUAAAGUCAAGUCUACCAUACCCAAAUAUCUUGAGUCCUUAUUUUUGUCCGCUUGUGAAGUAAAAGAACUGGAUUUUUUGAGAUCAACAGAGGAGCUUUCUUACUUGGAUCUUUCAAAUAAUAAAAUUCAAGGAAGGAUUCCUGAUUGGGCAUGGUCUAAUUGGAUGCAUAUGGAAUAUCUUAAUCUAUCCCGCAACAUGUUGACAAGCAUUGACCAGAUUUCAUAA
Messenger RNA from Lycium barbarum (goji berry), 945 nucleotides. RefSeq names its product receptor-like protein Cf-9. Bases 1 to 945 code for a protein of 314 amino acids. The record is from RefSeq and is a predicted model, not a curated record. Gene Ontology annotation, molecular function: protein binding. Lineage: Eukaryota; Viridiplantae; Streptophyta; Magnoliopsida; Solanales; Solanaceae. The transcript is spliced from 2 exons.